Messenger RNA from Saccostrea cuccullata (small rock oyster), 1382 nucleotides. RefSeq lists its product as uncharacterized. Lineage: Eukaryota; Metazoa; Mollusca; Bivalvia; Ostreida; Ostreidae. The record is from RefSeq and is a predicted model, not a curated record. The transcript is spliced from 2 exons. The annotation marks the transcript as partial.
UUAGAUAGAGACUUCUAUUUGUUUUCGAAUCAUCCCUCAUUUAUCUCACCAUCCAAUGCAAAUGGUUCUCACAACGGGCAGCGGAUUAUGACUUUUAACAGUGAUAGAAAAACUGCCUCUAUCAUCAGGGGUCGUUUGGAGAUGUAAUGCCUCGUUUUCAUGGAGGAUUGAAAAAAAGAUGCGACAAACAGUUCUACUGAUGGAACCACAUUGAAUAGCAUUUCCUGAGGUGGUAUGUCAUCAUGGCAAACAAAGCUCUACUUGUUCUGUUGUGGACAUCAGCGAUAGUGGAUUGUUUGCUUGGAAGCUUGUAUACUAGUCAUACUAAUAUGACAAAUUUGCUCAUUCAGUACACGGACUACUGUGGUAGUGAUUCGGUCUGCUCUACCAUGAACAUGCAGAGUAAUUCUAACACUAAUUAUUCCACUGCAAAUAUAUGCCCAAGAUGUUCUUGUACGCAAGAUUGUGAAAUAAAUGACCAAUGCUGCCCAGAUAAAUCUCUAAGUACCUGUGUGAAAACAACAUACCUUGUGAAGGGACAAAGAUUCAUAGGAAAUGAUGAAUUCAAGAUGAUAACGUUUUGUCCGGAAGAAAAUAAUAGAUGGCCUAAAAAUAGCUGCUUUGUACCCAUUGAUGAGACUAAUUUUGUUCAACAGAUGCCCGUUUAUUCAGUUAUCACAAACAGGACGUAUAUAAAUAUCCAGUGUUCUAAAUGUCACGGAGAAAAGGAAGUCAUUCAAUGGCCUUUCUCCUUUUCUUGUCCAUUUCUGAAAUUAAACAUAUAUUUCUAUUCUGAUAUUGGCAAAUUAUGGAAUGCUAUUAAAAGAAAUAAUUGUACAAUAGAGUAUUCACCUUUACCAGGCUUUCAUACUAUUCCCUGUAAAAAGCAGUCUCUGAUUCGAGAAUGUAAUAUCACUGGCUACUGGGACGACUAUGACGCUGAUAUCGAAAACGCCUGUAAAAACUACGAUACCCGCUACGGACUUUUUCAGAAUGUUUUCUGCUUUCUCUGCAAUACAGGGACUGAACAAAGACAUAACAAAGAUAAGUCCAUCGAGAAUGCACACAAUCAACAAAAUAUUAACCAAUACACAGAUAGAAACACCGACGAAAGCUUUUUAGAAUCAGGCAAAGCAAUUAGCAAACGAAGAUUUCAAUUAACCAAUACUGAAGUUCAAGUAUCAGAAGAAUAUUAUUUUAAGAACAAAAAAUAUUCUGCAGUUGUCGAAUUUCUUUCAUGGGAUAUAGUAAGCAAUGUUGAACAGUUGUUGUCCACGCAGACUUCUACCAAUGAAACACGAGUGUCAGAAGCGCCUGUGAACUUGUCUGCUUUGUACGAAGAAUUUGUAAGAUCUGGUGGGUACCACGAUUGGUGCCAAGAU